Messenger RNA from Hypanus sabinus (Atlantic stingray), 6904 nucleotides. It is a transcript of the gene sun1b, whose product is annotated as Sad1 and UNC84 domain containing 1b. Bases 456 to 2759 code for a protein of 767 amino acids. Gene Ontology annotation, cellular component: nuclear envelope; meiotic nuclear membrane microtubule tethering complex. Gene Ontology annotation, biological process: nuclear envelope organization. Lineage: Eukaryota; Metazoa; Chordata; Chondrichthyes; Myliobatiformes; Dasyatidae. The transcript has 20 exons. Gene Ontology annotation, molecular function: protein-membrane adaptor activity. The record is from RefSeq and is a predicted model, not a curated record.
GAAUACAGCAAUUAAGUAGUUGGGCAUUCUCACUGCAAUCGGUAGUUUGUUUCUUUUUCUCAUUCAGAUUAGUCUCUUGCAAUAGGUUGGAAUCGUAAAGAGUUAAUUGUCUUUCCAGUUGUCUGAAGUGGCAUUCUAGUGGCCAAUAGCUUUAAAGGUUGUUCCUGACUGACAGCAUUAAUUAGUAGUAGGUGGAUCAGAUUCGCAAUCCUUCGUGCUUUGUGGAAACAGGGAGGCCAUUUUGGAAUACUGUUGUUGUUGGUUAAGAAAUACAUAGAGCAAGUUGUGCAAGUUUCGAAUCAGUCAGCAGUAAACAUCGUUUAAAUCGGUGGAUUAUAAGGAUGUAUUCAAUGAGAAAACCCCCAUAUGUCUAAAGAUGAAAAGCUGAUCAGUGAACGAGGAAACUUGGAUUUUCUGCCUUGUGGAUUUGCGUCAGGAGGUUAUACUGACAGGACAUGGAUUUUUCCCGACUACACACAUACACUCCUCCUCAAUAUGUGCCAGAGAACACUGGCUAUACUUAUGCACUCAGUUCCAGCUAUUCUACAGAGGCAGUGGACUUUGAGAACACACAUCAGUUGCAUCCAGUGUAUGAUUCACCAAGGAUGUCUCGACGCAGACUACGACCUAUUACUACUGAAUACUAUUCUACAGAAAGCAUGCAUAAUGAGAGCAUUGGCAGCAAUCACUCUUUUACGGGGAGUGUCUUGUCCUAUAAAGAAACUUCAAUAAGAAGUGCAAAACAGCAGCAGAAUCACAGAAGCUUGUCCAAGCAGAUGACAGCUGUGUCCCGUACUCCAAGGAAAAGCAUGGUAGACUCCUCGGUUUCCAGUCAAAGUAGCAUCCUGAGCUAUGCAAGUGAUGCCUCAAUGAUGUCUACAGUGUUGGAUGAGUCUUCAAUACGAGAAAACACAGAAUUAGAUCAUUUCUGGGGACUGGAUGAGGAGGAUGCAGACAGCAAAGGAGGAAAUACAACUUUGACCCAAGCAAAUGGGGACAUACUAACAGGCGAAAUGCAGAUGGCCAUGUACAAUGGUUACACUUGUGCUGACUGCAGCAUCCUUUCUGAGCGAAAAGAUGUUCUGACUGCGUACUGUACAUCCCAUGCACCCACUUCUACGGUAUACUCCCGGAGCAGAAACAAAGACAAGUCAAGAGUGAAGUUGUUCACAAGUCAUGCACACCGAAUGGCAAAGUAUACUUUAUCCACUGCAGCCGCAUGGCUUUUACAACUUUAUCAGACAGUUUUGCUGAAGACAGGGUUUUGCUCCCGAGCCCAUUCAAGUUACUGUGGACAAAUGAAUGUAAAAGAAUUGAUUACUGGGGAUGGACAUCUGAAUAUAAAUGGGGAGUCUUUGUGUGAUGACUGUAAGGGGAUGCAACACGAAACACACAAAUCCACUGAGGUGCAGUCCAUAAAAUACAUGAAGCAUACACGAAUUACACGGACUAUCUGGCUGGUCUUUUCUUAUGCAGGUUCAUUGUUGCUGCAAAUGAUCCAGGCCGCUGGUACUGUUGCCUGGUUUGUAUCCAGGAAGGUCUUGUCUAUUCUGUGGUUGGCCAUUGUAUCUCCAGGAAAGGCUGCCACUGGAGCAUUUUGGUGGCUUGGGACUGGAUGGUACCAGUUGAUUACUUUAAUGUCCCUUCUUGACGUAUUUUUGCUCACCAGGUGUCUUUCCAGAUUGCUUAGAUGGCUGUUCUUACUGAUUCCAUUUCUUCUUUUAUUUGUUGGUUUGCGGUACUAUGGUCUGGCAGGUUUGUGGUCGUUAUUGCCAAUCUUCAAUGGGACAGCAUUACAAACAACGCAACGUUCAAAGGAAAUUGUACCAAAUAUUCAGACAAAUGAGGAGAUUCCAGUUUCUCCACAAAUUCCACUGGAUACUGGACACCAUUUUGACUGGAGCCGUGUGGCAGAGUUGGAAAAGCAGGUUGCUCUUCUGAAUGACAAAUGUAGUCAGACUGCCCACACUUCAGAUGUUCGUCAUGGUCAGCUUGUUGGCUUGUUAGAGAAGCUGCAGGAGCAGGUCAGAGAGAUGAGCGACAAAGAAAAAAUCUCUAUCCUUGUCCGAAAUCUGAUCAGCCAGCAUUCAAACGUGCUGUGGGAGGAUAUAAAGUGGGAAAGGACUGACCAUUCCCAGGACCAGUUUUUGGCUUUACAACAGAAGCACGAGUUAAGAAUCGCUGAACUGGAGCUUAUGCUUCAGAGUUUGUCUAACAGAUCAGAGGAAGUAUAUCAAGAAGUGGAAUUAGCCAAGCACAGCACUACAAGCAAUGAGAAUGAAGAACAGUACCAGCAUCUUGAAUCUGAACUGAAAAGAUUAGAAAUAGAGCUGUCCACAAUCAAGUCCGAACUUUCAAGUAUGCAAGAACUAAAAGCAUCCUGUGCAAAGAUAGAUGGAAUUCAAGGAAAUGUAGACAAUCAGGUUAGAGAACUGGUCAACUUGCUUGUUUUUGGGAGCAGACACACUUCAUCCGAAUCCUUCAGGGAAUGGCUCUCCUCUGAAUUUGCCAGCCAAACUGAACUUCAGAUCCUCUUGAAAGAUUUGGAAAUGAAAAUCCUUAAAAAUCUUACUCAACACUGGAUCGAAACAAAAAGACCCCCCGACGCACAGAUGACUGCAUGUGCGAUUAAUAAUGCUGGAAUAAGUGGAAUCUCUGAGGAACAAGUACAUGUUAUCGUGGGUAAUGCUUUAAGACUGUACAGUGAAGAUCGGACUGGAAUGGUGGACUUUGCUUUGGAAUCUGGAGAUGCUGCCUGACCCACUAAGUUCCUCCAGCAUUUUGUGUGUGUGUGUUACUACAGCGAUGAGGGUUUUGCUGGUUGGUGUAAGAACCAAAUGGAUUGACAUAUGCUCUUGAAAUUCCAACAGCUAAGUAUUCCACAUAAUUUUUUUAAACUACGAUUUUUUCUUUGCUAUUUGUCAUGAAGCACACACACACACACAAUUAGAUUUGUAAAGGCAUAGGUGCUUAGUAAUAAUUAUAGGUUAGUACUCCAUUACAAAUAUCUAAGUGGCAAGGUUAAUUUUUCAGGGUGUUUUACAGUAAGUCUAUUACAUAAAUAACGGAGAAUUUUUGUCAGUGGGGAAUGUCUAAAGAUUACACUGGAAAACUCUGCAGUGGUUGUUAAUGUAUAUGGUGUAUUUUGCUGUUUGCUUUGAUGUAUUUAUGAUAAAUGAAACUGAAUCUGCAGAUUCUGGAUUUCUGCACUUACAGUGUGUACAGUAUUUCAGAAAUGUCAGUUUCAGUAUGGAAUGACAGCAACCAUUGACACUUUCACCCAUGUAUCAGUACAAAACCUAUUGACAUUGUUUCCUACAGAUUUUUAUUAAAGAACAAGGGUGACCUUUUUGAAGGUUGAAACAGACAAUUAUGUUCAUUAUAGUUAGAACUUCCUGUAAACAAUAUGCAAAGGUCCUGUUGCAAUGCCAAGUUCAUAAUCAGCUUUGUGUUGCAUCAACCAGGAAUGUGGUAUAAUUUUUAACUGCAUACCGUAAAUUCCGGUGUAUAAGCUGGACCCCCCCCCCCCCCCCCCCAAUUUUCAAGGUUAAAAAAGUCACCUUUUCAUGUUACCUUUGUAUAAGCCGACCCUUUUUGUAGAGGUUUUUGAUUUAACCAGAAAAGAUCACAAGAUCUCACAUGCCGGUACUCAGCUUUGCCAGAUCCGGAACCUGAAAAUUUUGUGAAUCAGUACCUGCUAAGAAAACAGGCCUACACAUUGUAGAGCGUUAUAAACAAAUUCUUAAUAAAUAAAUCAGGGAGGGAAAUUUUGGAUUACGUUUCCAAUGGAAAAGAAUCCUCUGAAAUGUAACCCACGUGAAACCAUUUAGCACCCAUCGUAAUCUCGUUAAAACAACACGGGGUGGUGGGAUCAGUAUGCAUACUCAGUAUUGAGUUUGUGACCACCAUGUACAAAGAUUAAAACGAAUAGGAUAUGAUGGCUUCAAGCUGAAGGUUGUUGAUUUUGCUAAAGGAACGAAUAAUUCUGCAGCUGCUAAGAAGUUUAGUGUAAAUGAGAAACAAGUGAGAGAGUGGAGAAAGGCAGAAGACAGGCUGAAGGAAAUGCCAAAGACGAAAUGUGCAAAUCACAGGAAAACAUGCCUGUGGCCAGAACUGGAAAAAAAAGUUUUGGAGUGGGUGAAUCACCAACGAUCAUCUGGAUUCAUUGUUACCAGAGAAAUGAUUCGAGUUCAAGCGUUGAAAUGGGACGAAAAACAAAGUGAGGUUAGCGAGCACUUCAAAGUUACAUGAAGUUGGUGCACCUGAUUUAUGAAUAGACGUGAUCUUGUGUUGAGACUUAAAAACAAAGUUUGCUCAGAAAAUUCCCGCGGGGUGUUGUUUACGUUCAAGAACACUGCUGGGUGGGCGAAGCGGGUUGCUUGAAGUAGGUUAAAGAGGUAUGGCAUCGACAUCCUGAAGGUUUCAGGAAGGAAAAAUCGCUACUUGCCUGGGACAUGUUCAAAGCACACUUCUCAGGUGAGACAAAAGUAGCAUCAAAAGCUGAAACUACAGACAUUGCAGUCAUCCCUAGUGGUUUGAUGUCCGAGCUCCAGCCACUAGAUGUGAGUUGAAACAAACCAUUCAAAGAAUUCCUGCGAUGACAGUGGAACGAAUUUGACUCAAAAACAGCCAAUAAAUACAACCUGUCUUCCAUGUAUUCAUCUUUCCAAAGUUGGCACCCUCUGUAUAAGCUGACCCCCUAAUUUUAGGACCAAAAUUUAGGGUCAAAUUCUUGGCUUAUACACCAGAAUUUACGGUAAAUGAAUUGCUAUACUAAUAAUACUCUGAACUUGCAGAUCUGUUACUUUCCGUAACACUAUACAUGGUUCCUGGGUAUAAAGUUGAGUUCUGUUUCUCUUUGAAUCUGCGUCUGACCAUUUAAAGGUGCUGUCCAAGCUUGUGUAAAUGCUUAUUAACAGCUCUUUUGUUUCUGGGAAAUUUCAACCCCUUUUCUAGGUCAAACUAAUACCUUCUCAAAUUCCGUUACUGAUUACAGUGAAAUAGAGCUUAAUAUCUCUUUAAAGAAAUCAUUGCAGUUCAUAUUUGUGCACCUGAAUGUGAAUUAUUAGAUAAAUAUGGACAGAUUUUAAAUGCCACAGAUAAUACCAGUUUGCACGAUCGUCAGCUACAUACUGGAAACCAGAAUAAACAGUUUCCACCUGGCGGACAAGUUGUGUACACAGCUGGUUGUGGUGUUUGCAUACUGGUUUCCUCUCAGGUGCCCUGUUCCUCAAAUAUUGAAAAGUUUAGAGUGGACACAGAGAGGAUGUUUUCUAUAGUGGGGGAGUCUAGGAUCAGAGGGCACAGCCUCAGAUGUCCAUUUAGUAGAGAGAUGAAGAGGAAUUUCUUUAGCCAGAGGGAGGUGAAUCUGAAAUUCAUUACUGCUGAUGGGCUGUGGAAGCCAAGUCAUUGAGUAUAUUUAAAGUGGAGGUUGAAAGGCUUUUGAUUAGUCAAGGGGCCAAAAGUUACAGGAAGAAGGCAGGAGAAUGGAUUUGUGAGGGAUAAUAAAUCAGCCAUGAUGGAAUGGCUUUGAUGGGCCAAAUGGUCAAAUUCUGCUCCUAUGUCUUAUGGUUCUCUUGCAACCCAGUGACUUGCUAAUAGUUUAAUUAACAAUUACAAAUUCUGUCUAGUGUAGAUAUUUGGUGACUGUGUGUGUGCCUGUGUGAAAGAGAGAGAGAAAGUUUGUGGGGGGGGGGGGUGGUAGAGAAAGUGGGGAAAAUGGGAUUGCUCUGAGUUGGCCUAGACUUGAUGGGCUGAACAGCCUUCUACAGUAUGUUGUUUGAAAAAUGUGAAUCUACCCUGUUUGACUUUCUGUCAAGCUUUGCUUUAGGCUUCUUUCAAAUGGAAGUGCACACCAAGUCCAUAUACUUGAGACUGGCAUGUGCAAGGGUUGUGCAAGUAUAGAGAUUUAAAACUAACAAAUGAUGAAAUUGCUGCUUGUGGUUUCUGACUUCUCUGUGGGAUCUUUCCUGAACAGAUUCACCCCUUGAUGAAAGGAAGUGAUGUAACUCUACAGUUCAAAUUCCUUUCAUUCUGCAACAAAAUGCACUUAGUACAAAAGCAAAUCUGAAUCAGGGUUUAUUAUUUUUGAUGUAUGUCAUGAAACUUUUCAGUUGUAGUGUAGAAGAUGAGAUAUUUUAGUUACUAAUCUAUUUUGGAGAAGCAUAGAUGAUAAAUAGACUUGACAAAUUAAGAAUAGCACAGGUACUUCUUGUCUUGCCGACUUUGGACACUUGACACUACUAGAGAACUAUAAUGCAUGGCAAUCCCAAAUAAAUAGAUUCUGUAGAAAAUAGUAAUGACUACAAACCUAUUGAAGUGUAACUUUAUACAACUUAGGAAGUGUUUUACUCUGGCUGCUGUAUUCAUAUUGAAUGUGUGACAAUUCUGUUACAGUGGGAUAUGUACCAACUAUCUGAGCAGUGAAACUGCCAGGCAUUGUAUUGUAAGGUGUGGAAUAUCAAACUGGAAUAAAUGGUUCGUCCAAAGGGCACACAAGUGUGAACGGGAUGGAUUUCUCCGAAGAGAUGUCUAGGACUGUACUUCACUGAAUUUGUGAUGGCAUUGAUUGAUUGACCUGGAAAAGAGAUUAAAAUUUCCCAAAGAAGAGCUGUUAAUAGACACUUGGCAUAACUUGGAAAGCACUGUUUUCUAGGAUUGUGGUGAAUAUUGGUAGUUUGAGUUGAGGCGUUUGAUUUUGCAGUGUUUGCCGAGCUUGGCAUUUAGCUGGCAGACACUUCAUCACCCGUUGAAGUGAUAUCCUCAGUGCACAGUUGUUGGAGUUUCUCUGGGAGUGAUCAUUGUUAUAAACCCCCCUCCCCCCACCAUUCAUUUACACAGUUCUGAUUGGCUACUCCUUCAGUUGACCUUUGAAUUCUAUUGGUAUGAGUUUCUUUGGCUCUUU